Messenger RNA from Maniola jurtina (meadow brown), 1576 nucleotides. Its product is annotated as facilitated trehalose transporter Tret1-2 homolog. Gene Ontology annotation, biological process: transmembrane transport. The transcript has 10 exons. The record is from RefSeq and is a predicted model, not a curated record. Bases 66 to 1508 code for a protein of 480 amino acids. Lineage: Eukaryota; Metazoa; Arthropoda; Insecta; Lepidoptera; Nymphalidae. Gene Ontology annotation, cellular component: membrane. Gene Ontology annotation, molecular function: transmembrane transporter activity.
AUAAAUAUGUAAGAGAUUGGUCUCUUAAAUUGUUAAGAGUUUUUAAGUUUGUUUGUGUAUUGACAAUGGGAAAGCUGCAUCAAGCUUAUACAAGCAUAUCAUGUGCACUAGCGAACAUGCUAACAGGCUUAUUAUACACAUGGCCAUCUUACACAUUGCAUCUGUAUACACGGAAAGAUACAACCCUCCUUUACGCCCCAAUGUCUGACCUAGAGAGCUCGUUGGUGGGUAGUUUACCCUCAUUGGGUGCAAUGUUUGGGACCGCAGUAGCAGGUUUUAUAAUGAGUACAUUUGGUAGACAGAAAAGUGGCCUAGUUCUAGCUGCACCACUUUUAAUAUCCUGGAUAAUGAUAGAUUUUACGAAAUCUUCUCUAGUAAUACUCAUAGCCAGGUUCAUCUCGGGAGCUGCUGGGGGUGCAUUUUUGAUUCAUUCGCCUAUUUAUAUCUCUGAGAUUGUCGAAGAGUCUAUACGCGGAGCUUUAGCUUCAGCACCGAUUGCCUGCUACUGUAUAGGUGCUCUCAUCUCCUACCUUAUGGGCUGGUUUUUAUCUUACCAGUAUAUAAUAUGGACCAACAUUGCUUUCUGCAUCCUGUACAUGGGUCUUAUGUUGAUGGUUAAAGAGAGUCCAGUAUUUCUGAUGAGACAGAAAAAUGAAGAGGAAGCUCUCUUAUCUAUAGCUCACUACAGAGGUGCACCGAUUUCUUCUAAAGUUGUUUUAGAAGAAUUUUCGAGAUUGAAACAGCAAAUAACGCCUGCCGUCGAAUUAAGAGCAGUUAACAAGGGCGAAAAAGAAGAAGAGGCUGAAAAGGAAAAGUUAAAUAAAGAUGUCGAAGAAAUAGAACCCCAAAGAAAGAUGUCAUCAUUGAAAAUGUUGUUUACAUCUCCAUCGUCACGACGAGGAUUUAUUGUUGUUGGAUUAUGUUUGUCUAUUCAAGUGAUGAUGGGCAUGGUAGCAGUGCAAGUAUACACCAAAGAAAUUUUCAGACAAGCUGCUCCAGACCUAUCUUCCCACUUUUGUUCAGUCAUGUUUGCUCUAGUGCUUCUAGCCGGAAGUCUGCUCAGUGCCUUGUUCUCUGAUAAGUUUGGAAGAAAAAUCCUCCUAAUAUCAUCAUCAAUUGCCGUUGGCCUCUGUCUGUCUGGCAUGGGCAUAUUGCUGCACACAAGUAUAGCUCCUCCAUGGGUGACAGCUGUGUUGAUUCUCUGUUACUGCUUCGCAUUCAUGUUUGGAGCCGGCAGUGUUCCUUAUGUGUUGGUUGCUGAGUGCUUCAUAUCAGAGGUUCAAAGUAUCGCUUCUAUGUUGCUCAUGGAAUGGGUUUGGCUACUUAACUUCGUGGUCGUCGCGAUUUUUCCCUUCAUGGUCAAAAUGUUCGGAAUUCAUGGCUCUUUCUAUAUCUUCGCCUGUUUUGCCGUGUCAGACCUCUUCGUGGCGUUGUUCAUCCUGCCUGAAACUAAGGGUCUCACCAAUGAACAGAUACAGGAAAGGUUUUUGAGGGCUCGAAGAAAGUGAAUCAGUGUUAUUGAGUUCAUGUUGUGAUAUUAAUUUAAAUAGGAUUAUAGAAUAAAUAUAUUUUACGU